Molecule: messenger RNA, 2229 nt
Organism: Eremothecium sinecaudum
Lineage: Eukaryota; Fungi; Ascomycota; Saccharomycetes; Saccharomycetales; Saccharomycetaceae
Gene: NSP1
Product: FG-nucleoporin NSP1
Exons: 1
Coding region: 1-2229 (742 amino acids)
Biological process (GO): RNA export from nucleus; protein import into nucleus
Cellular component (GO): nuclear pore central transport channel; nuclear pore
Molecular function (GO): phospholipid binding; structural constituent of nuclear pore
Source: RefSeq, a predicted model, not a curated record
AUGCAGAGUAAUCAAGGAGACACAUCUAAUAACAAUUCAGGUUUUUCUCUAGGCGGUACCGGUGGUACAGGUGGAAACAAUGUAUUUUCUGGGUUCGGCAAUACAAAUACUGGCGUUAAUUCAUCAUCUCCAUUUACGUUCGGCGCAAAUAAGCCAGCAGGUGAUUCUUCUUCUACUCCAACUUUUGGCGGGUUUGGUAGUUCAAAAACUACCACCGCAACAGAUGGUGCACCAAAAUUUGGAGGCUUUGGCUCAAAUAAUGCAGAAGCAAAAGAAAAACCAACCUUUGGAUUUGGAAAUAUAGCUACAAAUCUUGGAUCGAAAGAAAAAACAGGAGAUUUCAAGCCAGCCUUGAGCUUUGGAACCACUACGGACUCAAGUAAUAGCGGAAAGCCAGCAGGAGAUAAUCAAGGGACGUUUUCUUUUGGAUUGAUGUCUACAAUGGUGUCUAAUAACGAAAAAAAAGAGAGCCCGAAACCUGUGUUUGGUAAUACCGAAUCUUCCAUAUCAAAACCAGCAUUCUCUUUUGGCUCAAUGAACGUGAGUUCGGAUAAGGAAAAGCCUGCAACUUCGGCGUUCUCCUUUGGUACACCAAUAACAGAGAAAAAGGAUGAGACCACGAAACCGGCGUUUUCUUUUGGCAAUUCUAGUUCGACCUUCACAAAUAAAGAGGAAGCUGCGAAACCAUCAUUUUCAUUUGGUGGAGUGAGUUCCACUUCUGAAAAAAAGGAAGAGCCAUCUAAACCUUCUUUCUCUUUUGGAUCUUCUGCUACUAAAGUUGAGAAAAUAGAUGAACCUGCAAAACCCGCAUUUUCUUUUGGCAGUUCUAGUACUCCUAUAGAGAAGAAGAAUGAGCCAGUCAAUGCCACAAUAUCUUUUGGUUCCAGUCAAACUACAGCAGAAAAGAGCGAUGCAACUAAGCCUGCUUUCUCGUUUGGUGCAGAAAAGAAGGAGGAACAAAGUAAUUUGGCGUUCUCGUUUGGUACAUCCGGUUCUUCGGAGAAAACUGAGAAAUCGAAACCAGCAUUUUCUUUUGGAUCUUCGACUACGCAAAGCACUAUGUCAGAGCAGCCCAAAUUAUCUUUUUCAAUUGGAACGGAACAAAAUAGCGAGGCCUCAAAGCCAGCAUUUUCAUUUGCUGCUACUAGUUCGACACCUACAGAACAAAAGGCUGCGCCUGCAAAACAAGGUUUUUCAUUUGGAGCUUCGAGCACAAAAGCUGACAAAAAAGACGAUGCGGCUAAACCAUCUUUCAACUUUGCUGAUAGCUCCUCUAAGACAGAUAAGCCUGUGGGAUUUUCUUUUGGUACUUCAGCAGAGAAGAAAGAAUCUACAACAAAAUUUGAGACAUCUUCUGCAGGUAACAAAGAUACUAAGCGUACAUUCUCUUUUGAAGCUAACAAUAGCUUGAAAUCACCAGCUGCUGGCAAUUCUAACCUAGGUAUUGCAAAAGAUGAUAAGAAAUCCGAAGAAGCUUCAAAACCAUCGUUCUCUUUCGGUGCUAAAAAAACGAAUGAUGGUAACGAUCCUUCUAAUAAACAAACCCCUACUGCACCAUCUGUUCCCUCAGUAUCUUUGGGUCAACCAUCAGAUAGCAAUGCAGCAUCGAGAGCGACUUCGACUAAAGUUGUCGAGCUUCAACCUAUUUCUCUAGAUAAUAAGACCCUAGAUGACUUGGUAACAAAGUGGACUACUCAAUUAACGGGCUCUGCUGAGCAUUUUGAAUCUUAUUCUAAAAAGAUCAACGAAUGGGACCAAGUUUUAGUACAAGGUGGGGAACAAAUCAGUCAGCUUUACUCAGAUACACUAGUAGCGGAACAAACUCAAUCUAGGGUGGAUCAGCAUUUACAAUAUAUUGAAAGGCAACAGAUCGAAUUAGAGAAUUUCUUGGAUAACUACGAGAAAAAGGCUGAAACGCUCCUUUCUGAGAUUCUUUCAUCGAAUACUGGUUCCCCUUCCAACUCUAAUGAUCAAAAGCGGCAACAGGCGUUCCAAACUGCAGAAAUGCUUGACGAAAACUUGAAUACACUUUCGGUUAAUUUAUCAUACCUAAUAUCUGAAAUAAAUGACGUUUCCGAGACAUUUAAUAAAGCUACAAACAUGAACAUCGCUAAUAAAGACGAACAUGCACAGCUUAUUAAAUUAUUGAAUUCGCACUUAGAUGCACUUAAGUCUUUGGAUAAUACUUCAACCACGCUGGAGAAUAGGUUAAAAUCCAUCCAUAAAUAA